AUGGAGGGAGAUCCACUUGGGCCCGAGUGCCCUCCAGGCUGCUGUCGCUUCGGCGCCCGCUGCCGCCAGCCCCACUCCCGGGCCCGGGCUGGGGCUGAGGCCGAGGAUGGGUCCGGGGCCAAGAAACCGCUGCUGCGCACGGCCACGGCCGUCGUCCCACGCAUCCGCUGGGACCCGCUGCUGGACCGAGCCGACUUUUCGGUGGGCUACUCCGACCGCUUUCUGGGCGUGCGCGAGGAGCCCUUCAGCACUAUUUGCUGGGACGAGCCGCUGGCGGUGCUGGUCGAGCCGCUGGCGGUGCUGGUCAUUCCGCAGCACCGCGUGCGGUACUUUCACUUCCGCGACUGCGUCAUGUGAGACCGCGACCCGAGCACCGAUCUUGUCUUCGGAUCAGGGUCGGCGGAGAGCCCCGGCCCCACCGUCGUGGACGCACUCGAGGGCGGGGGAGCACACGAGGAUGGAGAUGCGCACGACCGCGCGGACGCGCACGGGGUCGAGAACACCCAUGGGACCAGGCCCUCGAAGGACGGCAUAGAUGCUGCCUCCACUGGCGCCUAGGCGGGCGGGCACGGAGAGCUGGCUUGGACAGUCCCGAGCAGGUCCUCUGGCGCUGGUGUCUGUGAAGGCCCAGGACCUGGACGGGGCCAGGAUAUCUCGUAGAUGGAACCUGAAAGGGGAACUAGAGAGGCGCAGGUCGUGGCAGCCCCAAGAGACCCUGGGAAAUAUUAGGGUCCCCUCUCCUUUUUGUCUUAUUAAAGGUUUAUCAUUUCAAGGAACCAGCUCUUGGUUUUAUUUUAUAUUGUUUUUACAUAGUCUAUUUCUGCUCUUAAUCUUUAAUUCCUGCUAUUCACUUUUGUCUUUUUUUUCUAGUUCCCGUAGGUCAAAGGUUAGAUUUGAAAAUUUUGUUUCUUGAGGUAGACCCGUAUUAUGAAUUUCCCUCUUAGGGCUGCUUUCUCUGUGUCCCAUAGAUUUUGGUUCAUUGUUUUCAUUUGUCUCAAGGUAUUUUUAUCUCAUUAUUAACCCAUUAAUGUUAUUUAACCUCCAUGUUUGUUUUUCAGGUUCUUUGUUGUAACUCUAAGACUAAAAUGUAAUGU
Molecule: messenger RNA, 1094 nt
Organism: Pteropus alecto (black flying fox)
Lineage: Eukaryota; Metazoa; Chordata; Mammalia; Chiroptera; Pteropodidae
Product: leukocyte receptor cluster member 9
Exons: 2
Source: RefSeq, a predicted model, not a curated record